Molecule: messenger RNA, 366 nt
Organism: Cetraspora pellucida
Lineage: Eukaryota; Fungi; Glomeromycota; Glomeromycetes; Diversisporales; Gigasporaceae
Source: the annotation of a GenBank genome assembly
AUGGAAAGGUGUUGGAAUUCGGACUUGAAUCAACGACCAACAGCUAAUGAAUUAGGAGAUAUUAUUAUUAAUUGGUCGACUUCUCAUAUGGAACAAUUUCAAAAUGCUGUCAUAAUGUUUUGGAAGACUCAAUUAAUUUCUAAGCCUAGAAAAAUGGAUCAUCCAAAAGCAUAUUAUACUAGUCGACUACUCAAUCCUUUUGCGUUAAAUAAUCUUCGUGAAUAUGAAAGACGUAAAACUACUGAAAUUAAUGUAAAUUGUGAUGAAACCUUUAUUAGUGAAAAUAUGGAAUCAUUGGCUCUAACAAGUAAUGAAGUUCGUAUGUUAAAAGAAUAUGACCUAGAGCCGCGAGAUGACGGCUACUGA